Messenger RNA from Plasmodium falciparum 3D7, 21696 nucleotides. RefSeq lists its product as uncharacterized. The record is from RefSeq and is a predicted model, not a curated record. NCBI's taxonomy places the organism in Eukaryota, Apicomplexa, Aconoidasida, Haemosporida, Plasmodiidae.
AUGGAAGAUAAUAAUAAUAAUGAAACUCAUUUGGAAAAUGUAAAAAAUGGGGAACCGUUUUAUAUUUUGAAUCCUUCAGAGUUUAUUCGAAAUAAAGAAAAAGUUCUAAAAGAAUUUAUUACAAAAAAAUAUGAUGAUAUUAUAAAACAAAAUAAAUUAAGUGCUGAUAUUAGAUGCACUUAUUUUCAAUGCAAUCCAAAAAUAGUAAUAUUUACUACCUAUACUCCCUUUCAAAAAUAUGAAAGUGUUGUUUCUUUAAAAAAUGUGGACACGGCUGCUAGACGCCUCAACAUUCAAAUGCAUGAAGAUAAUACUUUUAAAGUUAUUUAUAUAUCAGAUAUAAAAAAGAAGAUUGCACCUGGGAUGUUAUUUAACUUUAAAAUAGAAUUUUACCCUAAAUCACAUGCAAACUAUGAAUAUGAUCUUGAAGUUCACUCAGAGGGAAAAUAUUUUCUAUUACCAAUUCGAUGUAUGAACGAUCAAAUAAUUUUGAAUGUACAAGACGAAGUAAUUAUAGAUGAUACACCUAUAUACAUGAAGAGUGAGAAAAAUAUAUCAAUUAAAAAUAUAGGUCAAUAUGAAAAUAAAUUUGAAGUUAUAAUAAAUCCUCCCUUUUAUUUGAGCGUUUCAUCGUCUAUUCAUUCUCUCAAAAUAGGGGAAAUGGAACAUUUUAAGAUAAUGUUUGUACCAGUUCAUAAUAAGUGUUAUGAAGAUUAUAUGAUAAUUAAUUAUGAAAAUGGAUUAAGCACUUAUACAAAAAUAAAAAGUAAAGGUAUUAUAGCCGAUGUUUUUAUAAAAGAUAAAGAAAUUAUAGCUCAUGACAUAUACAUAAACAAAUCUAAAGAAAUCAAUAUUUUCCUUAAAAACUUAUCAUUCUUCUUAUUGUCGUACAAGGUCAUAAAAUACCAAGUCUAUGAAUAUAAAUAUGAUAAUGAUUCUGAAGAUAUAAAAAAUACAAACUUUAAUGUAAACCAUAAAGUAAUACAAAAAAGCUUUAUUAAUAAACAAGAAUUAUCUGAUGAAAAUAUCGUUAAAAAUGAAUUAUACGGAAAUGAAGAUUUGUAUGAUUAUGAAACUGACGAAUAUUAUGUUAAUGAAAAUAAUGAUAAUAACGAUUUGAGUGAUAAUCAAUCUAGUCAAAGUGAUUUUUAUGAGGAAAAGUUUCCAGAAGAUAUGGUAAAUAUAAAUGAUGAAAAAAUAAAAAAUGAGCUAUGUACAUAUAGUUUAAACAAUUCAAAUAAAUUCCUUCAUUCCAAUUCUAAUUACGUAAGUAGAAAAAAGGAGGAUGAUUUACAAAUUAAAAAAAAUAAAAUUAUAAAAAUAUAUCCGAAAUAUCAAAAGUUAUAUAAUGAUACGGAUACACCUAUUUCUAUAUUAAUAAAUCCGCAGUUUGCAUCAUUUUUUAAAAUUGAAUUAUUUUUAUUUAUAAAAGGAUAUUCAAAAGAAGAAAAGGUUGUUAUAUAUUUGAAAAGUAUAACACCAGAAAUAUAUAUAUCAAACAGCAUACAUGAUAUAGAUACAAUUCUUAUAAAUACUUGUAAAACCUUACAUUUUGAUCUUAGCAAUAAUCAUCCAAUUGAUGCCUCUAUUACCAUAGAAAAUUCAGAUGAUUACUAUAAGGAAUAUAAGAUAGAAACUAAAAAAUUUAUUAUACCUGCAAAUUCUAAGUAUUUACUUAUUAUUGUAUAUUUACCUACAAGACAUGGUCCUUUUGAAAAGACAUUUAUAAUUCAUCAAAAAUAUACAAAUGUUAAAAAAAAUAUAAAACUUUUAGGUACUUGUAUACUUCCAGAUCUUAAAUUUGAUAUAGAUGAAAUAAAUUUUAAUGAAGUAUCACAUAGUUUUUUAUAUGAAAAAAGUUUUCAUAUUAUUAAUAAUUCUCACUUAACUUUAAAUUAUUCAUUUAAAUAUUCUAAUGAAUUAAAUGAAGAAAUUCAAAUUAUAAAACCAUUUGGUGAAUUACAAAAAUAUGAAAAAGAACAAGUUGUUAUAAAAUUUUGUCCUAAAUAUAUAAAAACAUAUUUUUAUAAUAUAGAAUUUUUUAUAGAGGAAAUUAAAACAUAUAAAAUUAAGUUACCAUUCCAUGCUAUUUGUUCUAAACCUUUAGUUUUGUGUGAACCUCUUUUUUUAAACCUUGAACAUAUUAUUAUUGAUCAAAUAUAUACAGAAAAAAUAAAAAUAAUUAAUGAAUCACAAGAAACUGAUAUAAAAUAUGAAUUCAUAAUAGAAGAAAAAAUAAAAGAUAUUUGUUCUUUCCAAGUUUGUGAGAAUGAAGGAAUAAUACAAAGAAAUUCUUUUAAAUCUAUUGGUAUAUCUUUAAAAAGUAAUAGUAUAGGAAAUAUAUUAAUUGUUAUAAAAAUUAAAAUUCCUGGUUUGGAUGAUUUCUUAUUUUUUAAUAUAAAAGCUUUUUGUACUUGUCCAUAUAUAAAAAUAAUUCCAAACAUUAUCGAUUUUGAAAAAUGCAACUGUUUAGAUGUUAAACAAAAGAUUAUUGAAAUAAAAAAUGAAAGUCCUAUUAGUACAUUUAUUACUUUGUCUAAUGAAAAUUCGGUGUUUACAUAUUCUGAUAAUAAUUUCUACGUACAGCCAAAUAAGUCUAUUUUUAUAAAUGUAUAUGCACAAUGCUUAGAAACAAUAACAUAUAAUGAUAUAUUAAUUGUGACUGUUCAUCGAAAGGAUGACAUACAUAUACCAAUAAGGGCUCAGGGUAUAGGAUCACCAAUAUUUAUCCAUGAGGAAGUCAUUAAUUUUGAUAUAGUUAACACGAGCAAAAAAUAUUUCCACGAACUAAUCAUUUUUAAUAAAGGUAUGAACGAAAGAAAUAUAUAUUUUGUAUUUGAAUCAGAAAAAAAUAGAAAGAGAAAAAGUGAACAAGUACAAAUAUUUAACAUCACACCAAAAAAUUUGUCAAUUAAAGGAGGAAGUAAUAUUGUGUGUAUUUUAAAUUGUUUUAAUAUUAAGGAAGAAAAAUGUGAAGAUAUACUUUAUAUAUAUGAUGAUAUUGCAAAAAACAAAAAAAAAGCAUUACAUAAUUAUAAAAAAAUAAAUAUCGUAGCUACAUUUGUUCAUCCGGAGGUUGAGUUAAGUGAAGUGGAAAAUUUUGUUUAUAAUUUUAAUGAUUAUCAUGAUAUAGAUGAAAUAGGAAGAAUUGAAAAAAGAUAUAAAAAGGAUAUUAAUAAAAAGAAAAAAUAUAUAAACGACAAAAUAAAUGAAAAUGUGAACGACAAAAUAGAUGAAAAUGUGAACGACAAAAUAAAUGAAAAUGUGAACGACAAAAUAGAUGAAAAUGUCAACGACAAAAUAAAUGAAAAUGUGAACGACAAAAUAGAUGAAAAUGUCAACGACAAAAUAAAUGAAAAUGUCAACGACAAAAUAAAUGAAAAUAUGUACGACAAAAUAAAUGAAAAUAUGUACGACAAAAUAAAUAAUGAUAUAUAUAAUUUGAAUAACAAAAAUUCUCAACAAAAAAAAAUGAUUCUUAUAAAAGAUAAAAAACAAUUAAUGCAAGAGGUUGAAAUUCGAAAUUUAAAAAAUGCUAAUAUUAAAUUUGCUUUGUCUAUUAAAGAUCCAUUUUUCGUACAAUCUGAUAUAAUAGAAUUGAAGGGUAAGGAGAAAAAGAAAGUACCGAUAUAUUUUGACAUAAAUUAUAUGAAUAAUAAAUUAAAUACUACAUAUCAAGAAAAUUUGAUAAUAAAUUAUUUUGAAAACAGUAGAAGACAAAAGUAUGAAUUAGUAGGACAAACUAUAUACCCUAAUAUUAUUAUGAACAAAAGUUGUAUAGAUUUUCAAUAUAUUUUACAAAACUUAUAUGCUCAAGAAUUUGUCGAAAUAACGAAUGUAUGUGAUUAUAAAAUAUAUUUUAAAUGGUUUUUUGAAGAUAAUAGUUUGUAUAAAGAUUUUAAUGAAGUUUUUGAUAUAAACCCUAAUAGAGGUUAUUUAUUACCACAUGAAAAAAAAAUAAUAAAAAUAACAUAUAAUAGUAUUAAUGAAAAUUAUUAUAAUAUUACUAUAUUAUGUCAAAUAAAAAAUGGACCUAUGUAUCCAUUAAAAAUAAUUGCUGGUUAUUCAGAAAUAAAAUAUAGUAUAAAUAAAAAGAUACUUGAAUAUAAUAUACAUUAUAAAACAAUAGGAGAAGAUAUUAUAACAUUACAAAAUAUUGGGAAAAUAAAAUUAUUUAUUGAAAUUAUUUAUAAUAUAAAAUUUCCAUCUUUAUUAUAUACAAAUAUCAAUAAUUUCUUUAUUGAACCAAACAAUAGUAGAGACAUCAUUUUUUAUUUUAUUCCAGGAAUCCCUAUAGAUAUAAUAGACAAUAUAUUAAUUAAAAUUUGUAAUUUUGAAGAAAUAAAAAUAAAAUUGAAAUCAACGAAUUCAUGUAAUAUUUUAUAUUUAAACAUAAACCAAUUUGAUAAUCAUCAAUCAAUUAUAAAAGAUGAAAUUUAUUUAUUACAAGAUGUUGAUAAUAUGCAGGAUUUGGAUACAACGUUUCAUUCUAAGAUGAAAAAUGAUUCUAUAAAUAAAAAGAAUAACUUUAAAAACAUAAACAAUUUAUUAAAAAAUAAUUUCCAUUUAUAUGAUAAUGUGCAAAAUGAUUAUUAUGAAAAGGAAAGGAGCUGUCUAAUUAAAAAAUUGAAAAACAUGUAUUCAGAUAUUUUUUCAUCAUUAAGAAAGUAUAUCCAAGAAAUAUUAGAUAUAUAUUACAGUAUAAUUAGAAAUAAUAAAAAUAGUGAUGAUCAUAAUGAUGAUCAUAAUGAUGAUGAUAAGGACAAAAUGGAAGAUAUAAAUCUUAUGAAUAAAAAAGACAAUACAAAAAAUGAAAAAAUGUUUAUAAGAAGUAGUAUUAUACAUACUAAUGAAAAGGAUUCAAAGAAUAAUAUGAAAUGUAAAUAUCACUUGAUACCUAUUUUAAAAAAUUACACUUUAAAAAACAAUUCAAAUUGUGCUAUAUUUCUUGAUUUGUUAAAAGCUUUAAUUUUGAAUCACAAGGAUGAUAAUUAUAUUCUGGAACUAUUCACAAAGCUUAAAAAAUUAAUCCAUUUUGAAAAACUAUUUUGCCAUGGAUAUACCACAAAUGAAUUCAUUUUAAAAUACCUGAAGAAAAUAAUUUUAGAAAGAAAUAUGGAACUAAGAAAUAUUUGCCUAAAUGUAGGAAAUAUAAUAAUUAAUGAAAAAAAAGAAUAUUCAAUUACCAUAAAAAAUGUAAGUAAUAAGAUUGUUACAUUAAAUUAUAUUUUGAAAAAUUCAGAAACAAAUGAUAUCAAAUUAGUCCAUGAACAUAAAGAAAUUGAUUGUAAUAAUUCAAUUAUUUUUAGAAUUAUUAUACAAAAAAGCAGUGGAAUAGAAUAUAUAUAUAUGGAAAAAGUAUAUAUAUAUAUAAAUGAUAAUAAUUAUUAUAGUAUCAAUUUGAAAUAUCAUUUUAUAAUACCUGAUAUAUUUCUAUAUUAUAAACAACUACGUUUUGAAGGGGUCGAAUUAAAAACUUGUUGUUGUAAAGUAAAUAGGUUAAUAAAUACGAAAAAUGUAAAUAUCAAAUUUAAAAUAAAAAAUAUCACUUUUUAUAAUAAAAAGUUAGAAUAUUAUCAUUUAAAAAAGAAAAAACAAUUUUUUAUAUAUCCAAACAAAGGAAUUAUUAAAAAAAAUUCUUUCUUAGAUAUGAAAAUAUUUUUCGAACCUUCUAAUAUUUACACAGAUGCAAAAAUUCAAAUAGAAAUAUUUAUAUAUAAUUCCAAUUUUGUCAAAAAUAUAAUUAUAUAUUUAAGUAGUAUAAAACAUAAUAUGAAUAUAGAUCCAUGUGAUAUAAUAAUCAAACCACUAUUAUACAAUAGUGGACAUUCUUAUCAAAUGAUUAAAAUAAAUAAUCUUAAUAACUAUUCUAAAUAUUUAUUUAUAUACAAAUUAGAUAUUUAUUAUAAAUAUUUUCAAAGUUUUAUAUAUGAUUUAUUAAAUAUACAUAAACAUAUAUAUAUAGAAAAAAAUCAUGAAAACGAUUUUUUCUAUACCAAUUUACUCUAUUAUUUAAUGGAUAUAUAUAUAAACAAAAUGGAAUACAUAGAUAAUCAGUAUUAUCACAAUCAACAAUUUUAUAAUAAAGAUAUAUAUGAUGGGAACUUGUGUCAAACAAAUCAAAAUAUGAUUUUAUGUAAAGAUAAAUGUAACGAAAAUAAUGUAAUACAUAAUGGGGACAUAAAAUAUGGAAAUCAAAAGGAAAAUAAAACAAAAAACAAAAUUUCAAAUAAUAUAAAUGAAAAAAAAAAUAAAAAAUUAAAAAGACAAAAUGAUUAUCUUAACAUACCAAAUAAUAUUAAAAAUAUACAGAAGGAUAAUAUAAAUGAAGCAACAUUUCAACAACAAUGUGAACAAAAAAAAGAAAAUAUUAUUAGUAAAAAUAACAUCAAAGAUACAAAUGCAUUAAAAAAAAAAAUUCACAUUUUAGAGGACAUUAUUAAAAAGAACCAAACGAAAUAUAAUUAUUUUCAUGAAUAUCUAAAUAUAAUAAAAGUUAAGAAAAAAAAAUUUAAGGACAAUUAUAUAAUUGUUUCUCCAAAAUAUCUUGACCAUAAAAAAAUUGCGAGCUAUUUGUCAGAAUAUAAAAAUAAUCAAGAAUUUAAGGAAAAAAAUGGCAUUCAGAUAAAUUUUAAUAAUAUAGAGACUGAUAAUAAUCAUAAUAUGAAUAGUGGUGAUAUACAUAGUAACCAUUUUAAUAAUUACAUUGAAGAAUAUAAAAGUAUAGCAUGUAACAAUAAACAAUAUUCUCAACAAAAUGUUAAUUUUAAUAAUAACCUUUUAACAAUUGAUAAAAUUUUUCAUUGGUGUGUUGAAUUAAAUGAAAAGGAAAAUUAUCCAUUGAAAACAAAAAGCAAUUUUAUUCAUUAUCUAAUUCAUGAAAUUGAUCUGAAAAAUAAUAAAAAAAAUUUAGGUAUGUCAAAUAUAAACGAACAUAUGAAAAGUAGUAACAAAACAAAUAAUGAGAAUAAAACUACUUUUGGAAAUCACCAAUUUUAUUAUAUCAGUGAUAUAUUAAAUAUGAAUGAUAAAAGAAAAGAAAAAGAAUAUCUAGAAUUAAAUACAAAUAUUACUAUAAAUAAUAUAUCUAAAAAUGUUCCUACACAUAUAUACAAUGAAAAAGACACAUGUAAUAUAAAAGAUACUAGUGAUGAUAUGAAAAAUAUAGACAAUAUAAAUGACACAUCUUGUGUCUCCAUAAAUAAGAAUAAUAAUUUUAUGGAAAAGAAAAAAAAGUUUAUAAAUAUAUAUAAAAAUAAAAUUAAGAAAAAAUUUCAUAUAAAAAAUGUUAAAUCAAAAAUAGAUAAUAAUAAACAUAUAACUUAUAUUAAUAAAAAAGAAAAUAAAUAUGAAAAUGAUACAAUGAAAAAAAAAAAAAAAAAGCAUUAUGAAGUUGAUUCUUUUUUAUCAGAUGAGAAAACAUUUUUUUACAAAUAUAAUUUAAAAUACAAAUAUGAAUAUCUAAAACAUUUUUUCCAUUUUGCUCUAUUAAAUGAUGAUGAAUUCAUGAAUAAUAUCAAAAGCUUUUUAAACGAAACAAUUCUAUCGGAAAAGAAAAAGAAUAAAAAUGAUAAUGUUAUCAAGAAAAAAAAUAAUAUGGUACAUUUAUUAGAAAUUAUUCUGAAAAAAUUGUUAUUAUCUCCUAACUAUAUAAAUGGUGUUGUUUUUUUUUUUAAAAAAAACGAAUAUAUAAAUUCAGAAAUGUUUUUUAAUAUAUUUCUAAAUAUACAUAUUGAUCAAAAUAUUUUUAUCAUACAUCUGAAUCCAAUCGAAAAUUAUGAGGAGUAUAUUAAUAUUAAUUUAACUGGAGACCAUGUUUUAAAGGAAGCAUCUGAAAUGAAGACGAAAGCAGUAAAGGAUGUUGUAUAUAAAGAUGAAAAAGAAAUGAAGAAAAAGAGCGAAUCAUUUGAGGUACAAAGAAUUAAACUCUUUUAUGAAAAAUUAAUCAAACAGUUUCAAGAAAAAAUAAAAAGUAAAUUAAAUGAAAAAGAAAAGAUUGAAAAAAUCAUAGAAUCAAUAGAUCUAAAUAAAGGUCUUCUUAUUAUUGAAAAGGAUAAAGGUAGUAGAGAUGUGGAAGAUAAAAGUGUGUAUGAUAAAAAAAAUGAAUCUUUAUCUAAUUUAGACACAGAUUGUCAUAAUGUAAAUGAAUACAAAGAAGAAAAAAAAAAAAUUUCAGAGAUAUACAAGGAAAUUAAUACGGAAGAAUGCAAAAACAUGUUGGAUAAUAAUAAUAAUAAUAAUUAUACUAAUAAUAAUAAUAGUAAUAAUAAUUGUACAAAUGUUGCAGAUACCAUAUGUUAUGAAGAAAAUGAUGAACAUGUUUCAAUAAAUAAUAUGGAUAUACAAAAUAAUAGUAUUCAUAAAUAUAGUCCUGUAGAACAAUUAUAUUACGAAAUUGUCAUAAAAAAAAAAGAUAUAAACAUUCAUUUGAACAAUAAAUAUAUAAAUGAAUUAUGCUUAGAGUGUUUAAUGAGAAAGGAUAAAAUUGAUAGUCAAAUUAUUAAAUAUAAUAAAAAAAUUAAUAAAAUAAAUGAUUUAAUAAAAACAAACAAUUAUAUUGAUCAUGUAUCAUUUUAUAAGGAAAUCAAAGAGACAUUACAAAAGUUAUGGAAUGAAUAUACAAAGAGAGAUAAUGUAAAUAUCUCCAUUUUUCAUGAGCAAUCAAAUAAUAUGAAUCAUAUGCCAAACAUGAACAAUAAAGAAAAUGAAAAUGAAAAUGAUACUUUAUUCAUUGAUGAAACUCAUCAUAAUAUGUUUGAUACAAAAACAAUAAAAACGGAUCAGAACAAAUAUUAUUUUAUAAAACAAAUAAAUCUUCAACUUAGUGAGAAUUAUGUUGAUAAGCUAAAAGAUGAAAUAAUUGAAAACAAAGAUAUAUAUGGUGAUAUAAAUAAUAUGAACAACAUAUUAUAUAGUAACCAUAAUAAUCACAUUAAUGAUAGAAUAAAUGUAUCAAAUAAUAUGCUCAAACAAUUAAAUCAAACAAAAUCAUAUAAUGAUCAUACAACAUAUUUAAAAGAAGAAAAUGUUCAUAUUUUUAAUGAAAAUAUUUCUAAUGAUCCAAAAAGGAAUUUAAAUAUUAUCAAUGAUAAAAAUAAUAUGAUAGUUAAAAAUGGGAAUGUUAAUGUGAAUAAAAAAAAAGAGGAAUCACAAGAAUAUGUAGAUAAUGAAAAUAUAAAUACAUUAACUGUAAUUUACACAAAUGAUGAAUUAAUGAAAUAUAUGCAAAAAAAUUCUGUUCAAAUAAACUUUUGUUAUUUUUUUAUAAACAAUGAUAUAGAUUUUGGAAAAAAAAAUAUAGCAAAUAAAAUACUUAAGUGUUCACAGGAAAAAUAUAAAGAUAUUAAAACGUCUGCAUACUUUUUUGAUAUACCAUUACAAAGGAUAUUCGAUUCGUUUGAUAUGAAACAUUUUGUGAAAGGGAAAAAUAAUUUAGAGGAAUAUGAAGACAAUUUCUAUUUUUACAGUGAGGAAGACGAAGAAUAUGAAUGUGAAAAAAUAGAAGAAGAAAAAAGAAAGGACGUUUGGGGGAUACAUAAAAAUGGUGAUAUAAAUAAUGACAUGCAGAUAAAUGAAGAGAAAGAAGAAAAGUUCUAUAAAGAUAAAAAAAAGGAGAAAAAUAACAAAAAAAAAGAAAAGGGGAAAAAAAGGAAUCAAGAAAAUGAAGAAAAAGAAAUGAACAAGGAGAAGAAAAAGGAGAAGGAGAAGGAGAAAGAGAAAGAGAAAGAGAAAGAAAACAAGAAGGAAAGGAACAAGGAGAAGAAAAAGGAGAAGGAGAAAGAGAAAGAGAAAGAGAAAGAAAACAAGAAGGAAAGGAACAAGGAGAAGAAAAAGGAGAAGGAGAAGGAGAAAGAGAAAGAGAAAGAGAAAGAGAAAGAAAACAAGAAGGAAAGGAACAAGGAAAAAGAGAAAAAUAAAAAAAUUGAGAAGAAAAAUAGGAAGGAGGAAAACUAUACAGAAAAUAAAUAUGAAGAAGAAAAAGAUAAGAAAAAGAUGGAAAAGGAUAAUAUAAAAAAGGACAAGCAUAAAAAAAAUGAUAAUCAUAAAAAAAGUGACAAAGAUAUUGUAAAAGAAUAUAAAGAAAAGGAGCAAAAAGAGGAAAACAAUUAUAUGAACGAAAAUAUUGAUGAGAAAAAAAGAAAAAGAAAAAAAAAGGAUAAAAUGAAAUAUGAUAAAAGGGAAGAAACGGAAGAAAUAGACCUAGAAGGAACGAUAAAAACAUAUAAUGAAAAGGAAGGCAACACGAAUGACAAACUUAAUGAAAAAGGUAAUGAAAAAAGUAAUGAAAAAAGUAAUGAAAAAAGUAAUGAAAAAAUUAAUGACAAAAGUAAUGAAAAAAUUAAUGAAAAAAGUAAUGAAAAAAGUAAUGAAAAAAGUAAUGACAAAAGAGUUGAUAAAUAUCGAGGAGAUAAAGGAAAUGAAUAUAUUAAAAGUGAUCAACAAACAGAAAAUCAGAAAGAAAAAAUGAUUUUAAAAGAAGAAAAAAUAUCAGGUAAAUCAAAAGGGAAUUAUAAGAAAAAUUUAUAUAAUUCAUAUGAUAAAAAUACGAAUACUCAUAUAAACAAAUAUUCUACGGAAAACAUUAAAGAAUAUUCUAAUAUAGAUGAAAAAAAUAUAUGUAGAAAUGAAAAAGAACAUUUAGAUGAAUAUAAUCAUGAAUUUCUCGAAAAACGGAAAUAUGAUAUAAAAUGUGAGUAUGAUUAUAUGUUUUAUAAUAAUGCUAAUAUUAAUAACAAUAAUAAAAUGUAUGACCCCAAUAAUGAUAAUAAUAAUAAUAAUAAUAAUAAUAAUGAUAAUAAUAGCAAUAAUAAUGAUAAUGAUAAUAAUGAUAAUCAUAUUAAUAUUAAUAAAAAAUGUUAUAAUAGUCAGGAAAAUAUAAUUGAAUUUCAACAAAUUGAUACUUCUUAUGAUCUUAAGGAUAAUAUAAGAUAUAAAAAUAUUACACAUUUAAUGUUAGAAAAGAAUAGCAUUGAAGAAAUAUAUUUAAAAAUUAAUACAUGUAAAAUAAUAAAUAUAAAGAAAAAAAUAUGUUUAAUAGAUAUUUUAGGGAAUACAUUUUUUAUAAAUAUCCAUAUUAUUAUUGACAAACCUAGAAUAUAUACAAAUCCUUAUUUCUUAUUUAAUAAUAAUGUUUCUAUAUUUCCUAAAAAUAAUUCUUUCGUUUUAUCAAAUAAAUCAUAUCAUUUUGAUAGAGUUCUAAUUGGGAAAAACAUACACUUAUUUAAAGACAUAAUUCAAAUAGAAUUAAAAGAAGAAUUUGAAGAAAAUAUUAUAAAGUUCAUAAGACAUUUUGAAGGUAUAUAUACACCUAAACUAAAAAUAUUAUCCAAAUUAAAGACAAAAAAUGUUGUACCAAAUAUAGAUACUAUUGAAAAGGGUAAUAAAAAUCAAGUCAAUAAUAUUGAUAUCAUAAGAAAUAAGGAUAUCUUAAAAAAUUUAUAUAAACAUAUUCAAAUAAUAAAUUUCUUUAAUUAUUCUCAUUUUGAUUGUUUUGUUGAACUUUCAUUUGAAUCCAAAUUAAAUCAAGGUAAUAAAGAUAUCCUUUCAUUAAAUGAAAUGAAUGAAUCCGAACUUUUUCUAUCUUUUAAUGAUUUUUAUGUAUAUCCUAGUAAAUUCUUUCUGUUAUCUAAAAAAUGUAAAAAAAUAAUUCUUUUAUUUUUACCAAAAAAUGUCCAGUCAUACGAAGAAAGGCUAUUCUUAUAUAAUUAUUCUAUAAAAGAUGAACCAAAUGAAAGUAUGGAAUAUACAAAUAAUAAGCAAUUAUAUAUAAAAGGGAAAAAGGAAUUAAAUAAAAACAUUGAUAAAAGUCCUAAUAAUAAUGUACUUUCAAAUGAUAAUAUAUUUUGUAAUAAUAUUAAUAAUAUCUUGUCUAAUAAAAUAAUUAACUAUUAUAUAUAUGAUAUGUUUUCGUUUGUUAUAAAAGGAGAAGGUAUACAAUGUUAUUUAAAAAUAGAACCAGAAUAUAUAAAUUUUCAUAAAGUCUUAUUAAAUUCGGUUCAGAAAAAAAAUAUCGAAAUUAAGAAUAGAAGUUAUUGUGAUAUUAUAUGGUAUAUUGACUCUAAUAGUAUAAAAGAUAACUCCUUUUAUAUUAAUCCUACAAGGGGUACAUUAAAUAAAAAUGAAAGGAAAAAAAUAAUAACAAUUGGCUUAAAUACUAAUACUGUUAAAAUAAUAAAAAAGGAAAUUAAAAUAUAUUAUUCAGAAGCGAAAGUAAAUAAAAAUGAUAAAGUGAAUGUUAAUAAUUUAUGUACUGCUAUAUGUAAUAUAGAAGCAGACAUAUGUAUAUCUUUUAUACAAGUAAAUUUCGAAAUCAUAGAUGAGAAAAUAUUAUAUGAUCAUAAUCAUACACUUAUUGAGGAUGAUAUAAAAAUGAAAGAAAAUAAUUUUUUAAAAGAAUAUGUAACUAUAUUGAAAAAUAGAAAAAAAGAUAAAUGGUAUCCUUCAAAGGAAUUACUAUUAAAUAAUGUUAUUGAAAAUGUUAUACAAAUGAAAUAUGUACCGGUGAAUGAAGCUAAAAUUUGCUUAUUUAAAAUAAAAAAUACAGGAAAAGUGGGAAUACAUUAUUUUGUGGAAAUAAACGAUGAAACAUUCUUACAAUAUAUAACUAUAAACGAUAUAUAUAAUAUUAUAAAUAUGAAUGAAGAAAAAGAAAUCAAGUUAAAAAUUAAAUCAUAUAAAAAAAUAAAAUUUCAAAAUAUAGAUUUAUUUAUACAUAUUUGUGAUAGUAUAGAAAAUAAUUAUAUUCAAUCAUAUAAAUAUAUCCUAAGUGUCUCUUUUGAUUAUAAUUAUCUCAAGAUUGUUCCCCAUGUAAUUAACUAUGAUUCGGUUGAAAUAAAAAAGGAAGAAACGAAAAUUUUUAAAAUUAUUAAUGAUGGGUAUUUCGAUUUUAAAUAUGAUAUUAAAUUGUUAAAGGGUAAAAUAAAGAAUAACAAAUAUCAAAAUGAAAAUUUUGUAUAUCAUAAUAAAGAAAAUAAUAAAAAUUUCAAUAAAAUAAUAAAAAAUGAUAAUGAAGCAAAUAAAAAUCCUUUUAAAAUUAAUCCUAUGAGUGGAUUGAUAAAAUCAAAAGAAGAACAAGUUAUAACGGUCGUAUUUUAUUCAGAAGAAGAAAAUUAUUAUAAAUAUAUAUACAUAGUACAAGUUGAAAAUUUAAUAUCUAGUAUUGGACACAACAACAUAAACACUAAUAUAACAAAUAAUGCUACAUAUAAUAAAGAAUAUAAAAAACAUAUGAAAGAUACAAUUAAUGAUACAGAUAAAUACAAUGAAAUUAUUAAACUGUUUGCUUGUUCAGUUAGACCAAAAAUAUCAUGUGAUAUAAAAAAUUUAUUUGAAGAAAUGUUUAUACUAAAUAAUUUGAAUAAUUACAAUCAUUUUGUUCAUUAUUUUUUAACAAAGAAUAGCUAUUAUAAUGUGGAGGAAAAUACAUUAUAUUAUAAAUAUGGUUAUGUCAAUGAAUAUAUAAAUGAAAGAAUAAAAAUUUCUAACCUUACAGAUGUUAAUACUAAUAUAAAAAUCGAAAUGAAAGAAAUCGAUUUUUCUUCUUUAACUAAUAAGAGUAAGAAAAACAAAGAAGCAGAAAAAAAUAAAAAAAACGAAACGAAUAUUUCACCAAAUUCGGAUAUAAAAUAUAAUUUAAAAAUUCAAAAUUAUAAUGAAGAGAAAUACAAUUGGAACUGUAGUUAUAUAAAAAAUGAUAACCUUUCUAAUAAUAUAAAUGAACAAUUUAGUAAUAAAAAUAAUAUAAAAACCUGUGCGUCUGAUCAUAUUAUCAUAUAUCCAUAUCAACAUAAAUUUAUAGAUAUUUGUUUUCAUUCAACUCAAAUAGCUUGUAAAAAAUUUCUUUUCAAUAUUUAUAUGAUGAAACCAGAACAUAUAUUAUGCUAUUCAUUUUAUAUAAAUAUUGAAUUCUUUUUACCAUCUGCGCAAUUAAUUAUACCAUCGUACUUAUUAAAACUAACGAAUAAUGUACAUGACAAAGUUAUAGAUAUAGGAAAUAUACAUAUUAACAGUGUUCUAUCUUUUAAAAUACAAUUAAUGAAUUCGUUCAAAUAUCCUGUUAUGGUAAAAGUUAUUUUUCAUAGAAAUGAAAAUAAUCAUGAUAAUAUCAAAAAUGAGUUCAUUCGUAAUUUACCAUAUAUAAAUCAAAACGAAGAAAAUAAUAUUAUACUAGAUAAAAAAGAAAAUGUAUCAAUUCCACAUAACAAUUUAUAUAGACGUCAAAAAGAAGAUGAAAAUAUAUUUACACAACAAAAUAAAAAAUUAUUACAAUCAGAAAUUAAGAAAAAAAAUAUAUUAACAUCUGAUGUAUAUCAAAAUAUAUAUCCAAAUGAAAAAAAUAUAGCUAAUGAAUCUUUUAAUAAUAAUAUAGGCUAUCCAAGAGUAGAAGAAAAGAAAGAACUAUAUAAUAAUAUUACAAAUAAUGAUACUAUUUUAUUCAAUAUAUAUAAUAUGAAAAUAAAAAAAAAAAAUAACAUUACAUAUUUCAAUUAUGAAAAUGUUAAAGAUAUAAUAUAUAACCACAGAUGUUGGGACCGUACAAAUAAUAUGUAUUCUAUUGGUUAUUUAUGUUUCAUAGGUAAUAUAAAUAAUUUGUUAAGAGAAAAUGAAGUAGCAUAUUUUAAAAUUAAACUUAACAAGAAUAAAUUAAAAUAUAUAGAAUCUAAUGAAAGUCAAAAUGAAACAAAUCCAGAGCAAAUACAUGUCUCAGAGAAAAAUCCAGAUAUAAGUUAUUUGGAUAAUUUAAAUAAAAAGGAAAAUAAAUAUAAAAAUGAUAUAGACAUUACAAAUGUGAAUGGAAAAAAUAAAACCAAUAAUAUAAAUAAAAACAAAGAGGAUUAUAAAAAUAAUAAUGAUAAUGAAAAAAAAAAUUUGGAUGAUAAUUCUUCUAAUAAUUAUAUUAACCAAAUAGAAAAGACCAACGAUUUAUCAAAUGAUGAAAAAUAUAAGAAAAAAAAAAAGAAAGAUAAAAAUGUUCAAAAUAAUAAUAAUAUAUAUAAUAAAAAUGAGAAAAAAACUUUAGGUAAUAUACAAAUUAAAAUUUUAAAUAAUAAUUAUGAAUGUUAUAAUUUAAAAUUUAUAGGAAAUAUUAUUGAACGUAAAAACUAUUGGAAUUUAAAACAUUUAAAACAUCAUAUUAAAAAAAUAUAUAAUAAUAACUUUUAUAUAUUUAAAAAUCAUAUAAAUUUUGAUAUUGUCCCUUUAAACUUUAAACAUACUUAUAAAUUAUUAUAUAUAAAUGAAAAUAACCAUACCUUAUUUUUUCAUAUUGAAGUAGAUAAAAAAAUUAAAAAUAUUAUAGAUAUAAAACCUAUUAAUGGUUCUAUACCAUCAAGUAGCUCUUUAUACUUCUAUUUCACCAUCGAUGUAAAGGAGUUAGUUAAUUUUAUGGACCGUCCAAUUUUAUGUAAAUUUUCUCAACAUGAAAUAUCUAUAAAUAAAAAAAAUAUUAAACUAAAUAAUGAUAAUUUAAAAUAUGAUGAAGAUGAUUUAUAUAUAAGUUUAAGAUCUGAAGAAAUAAAAGUUUCAUAUAAACAAAAAAAAAUUCAUUUUAAAAAUAUACCAUUAUUUAAUUAUUCUAAAUAUAAGUUUACUUUGGAAAAUACAUCAAAUGUAAAAUUAUUUGCAGAAUUAUCUAUUACUCCUAAUAAUUACAUGGAUGAUAUAUUAUCUACUUAUUCAUUUGAACCAUUUAAAGAAAAACAUAUGCUUACAAUAAUAACAAAUAAAGUUACAAAUACAUUUACAUAUAAUACACAACAGGUAGACAAUAAAUCAUUUUCAUCUUCUUAUCGAAAUGAUCAUGAAAAAAAAAAUAGUUUAAUGGAUAAUUUAAUUAAAACUAAUAUAGUAGAAGAUAAUUGUGUUAAGGAAAAUAGAGAAUCCAUUGAUGAAUUUUAUUUAACCAAAUAUGAUUUGAACAUAUCUGAUUUAAAUAAUAUGAAUAAAAGUGAUAUAGGAAAUAUUUAUAAUGACACACUACAUAAGGAACAAUCAACAAAGAAAAAUACCGAAAUGGAUAAUAAUACAAUUACAAAAUAUAUAACAAUCAAUGCAAAAAGUAAUAAAUAUAUAUAUAUUUAUUGUUUUCAUAAUAUAUAUAAACAAAAAUUAGAAUCUAUCCUACAUAUAAAAAUUAAAUAUUAUGAAGAUAUUAAAAUACCCAUAAAAAUGACCUUUGAUAAUUAUGAUAAAGAAAAAAAAAAUAUAAAUGAUUUCUUCUUAUUGUCAAAAUUUAAAUAUUCAAAACAAGUGAUUGAUAAAAAGGAAAAUAAUAAAUUGGAUAAUUUAUAUAAAAACAAACACCAUAUUUUAGUAAUUAGUAGAGGUAUAUUAAGCAAAAAUUAUUAUAAAAUAUAUAUGAUAAAUAUGUCAAAUAAACAUAUAGAAUAUUGUUUUGAAAAAUACAAAGAAAAUGAGAAUUCAUCUAUGAUUAAAUACCCUAAUAUAACAAAUAAUGAUAAAAAUAAAUUUAUAAAAAAUAAUAGUACAAAUAAUUCUAUCGAAUGUGUAAAUAAUAAAGGUAAUAUUAGUGAAAAUAAUUUAUAUUUUGCUAAAUUUCUUUUUCAAACCUUUAAUUCAAUACCAUAUAGACAAAAUUACAAUUUAUUUAUAAACAAUGAAAAAGAAGAAAAUGUUACAUUGGAUUUAAGGGUAAUAGAACCAAUCAUAUUUUUUAAUACAUCGUUUAUACAUUCAAAUAAUUUAAUAGUUGGGAAAAGCUAUUGUUUUAUUUUUUAUUUAAUAAAUUUUGAUUUUAUCGACAUUCAUUUUGAAUUUGAUAAAAACUCAUAUAAUUCAUUUAAUAGCAAAAAGGAAACCAUCAAAAUUAUUCCAUCUGAAGGGCUUGUAAAAUCGUGUUAUAGAAAAAAUAAGUAUAUAAAUAAUUAUAUAAAUAAGUUAAAUAAACAUGAGGAAGCUGUCAACGAUUUUGAUAAUAAAAAUAGGAAGACAAAUAAUUUAAGAUCUCUUUUAUGGUUAUCUUCACAGGAUGAAGGAGAUUCUAUAUCUCAUAAUUCAUAUAAUGAUAAUAUGACAUUCGAUGAUAAUAAUAAAAUGAAACUUCUUGAAAAAAUGAAGGGAAAUAAGGUUAACGUAAAACAGAAGGGGGCAGAAAAAUAUUCAUUUGCUCAUAUACAUGAUAAAAGUAAUUCCAGAAACAAUAGUUCAAAUUCAUCAUUUUGUACUUUGUCAAAUAUGUCUUAUAGUGAGUCGUCACAUUGUAAUAAAAUUAGAAAUAAUAAAAAUAAUGUAUCAAGACAAGGAUAUGAUGAUAAUACAGAUAUAUAUUUUCCUACGAAUCAUAUGUUAAAUUAUAGAAACGAUAAUACAAGAAAAGAGAAUAAUUAUUAUUAUGACGAUGAUAAUAAUUCUUAUUCAUCUGAAACGAAUGAAUCAUAUAUAGAUAAUAUAUCAUCUGAUGAAUAUGAAUAUGAAUAUGAAUAUGAAUAUGAAUAUGAAUAUGAAUAUGAUAACAACAUUAUGAAUAAAUUCUUUCUUUUAAAUUAUUAUUUAAAAAAUAUAUGGAAGACAAAUAAUACCAUGCUUAAAAAAGAAAUUCAACAUAUUAUAGGAAAAGGUGGAAUUAAAAAAAUAAAAUUAUUUUUCAAACCUCAUAUGGAACAAUUUUAUAAUUUUAGUCUUUUGUGUAAAAUAGAUUCAAAGGAAGAACCAUUAAAAAUAAAUUUUAAAAUGCAGGUUAAUAAACUUAAUAUAAAAUGUUACAUAGAAAAUUAUGAUAAAGAGCACAUCACACUCAAUUUAGAUAAUUCAUUAUCUAUUAAAAAGAAAAAAAAUAAAUAUGAUAUGAUACAUAUAUAUGAAGUGAUAAAUUUUAAAGAAACUAUUAUAGGUAAAAAAAAAAUGGCUAAAUUUGUAUUAGAAAAUCUAUGUUACUUUGAUUUAUCUUAUAAAUAUUAUUUACAAAAAAAGGAUGAUGAAAUUUCUAUAACAUGUAGUAAUAAUAUUAUAAAGAAAAAUUCAUUUUUCUAUAUUAAUAUAGAAUAUACCUCUUUAAUACACCAUAUAUAUGAAAAUCAUCUAACUAUUAAUAUAAAUGAUUAUUAUUUAAUAAACCUAAAAAUUACAGCUAUGUCAACAAAUGUAUUAAUACAUUUCUCUUUUUAUAAUUAUGAUUUUGGUAAUCUUAUCUUAUUUCCAAAUGUAGAUAAAAAUGAAAAUACAAAAGUCAUAUGUAUGGAGGAAAAUUAUCGGGACAGUUUUUCGUCAUCUGAUACAUCUCUCUCUUCAUUAAUAUCUACAUAUAAAAUAAAUGAGCUCAACGAGAAAAAAAUGAAAAAGAAAAAAGAAAUGGACUUGAAAAUAGAAGAAAAGCGUGUUCAAAAGGGUAGAGAAAAAGAAAGUGAACAGAAAUGUGAUAAAGAAGAAAAGAAAAAGAAAAGGCAAAAAAAGGAAAAGAAACAUAAAGUCAAGAAAAAAAAUGAAAAAAAUGAAAAAAAUGAAAAAAAUGAAAAAAAUGAAAAAAAUGAAAAAUAUAAAAGUGAAAACAUUUGUGGUGAACAGGAAAAUAUAAAUAAGGAUAAUUUAGAUGUUAAGAAUAUUAACAAGGAUAACUAUGAUAAUAAUAAUAAUAAUAAUAACAAUAAUAAUCAUAAUAAGAAAAAUAAUAUAGAUAAUAAAGUCCUGGAAAAAAACAAGCAAUGUAACAAAAAACAAAAUAAAGAAAGAAAUGACAAGGAUGGUAAUAUAAAUAAUUUACUAAAUAUUCAACAUGACGAAAAAAAAAAAAAUAAUAUUAAAACAUAUGUAAACAAAGAUGAAAAUGUUGCCACAAAACAAAUUAAUAGAACAAAUUAUAAUGAUACCAAUAAUAAACAUACGAACAGUUUUGAUAUAAACAAUAUAAAUUAUAAUAUUAACACAGUAGAAACAAAACUAUUCAUACAUAAUAAUAAUGACGAAGAUUGUGAUAUAGAAUAUGAAAUAAAUGAAUCCUGUUUAAAAAUUAACAACGAUGGUAAAAAAUUACAUAUAAAAGGAAAAAGUAAAACAUUUCUUCUUAUUUCAUUUACUCCCAAUGAAGAAAAAGAAUAUAAUUUUAAAAUUCCAUUUAAAAUAAAUAAUGAUUCACAAAAAAUUGUUUAUAUUUAUUUGAAAGGUUCAGCUAGCCAUUUUAAGUUACCAUUUUCAUGUAAUAAUUUGAACGAAAUAAAUUUUAAAGACAUCCAUGUAGAUAAAGAAGUAAUAAAUAAAUUAGUUCUUCAUAAUAAAAAUAUGGAAGAUAUUUCUUUCAAUAUAUUAAAUUAUAAAAAUUUAUGUAAAUACUAUCUAUCAUUUAUCAAUUUUGAUAAUAAUACAAGUCACAUUUUAAAAAAGAAAGAAAAAAAAACAUAUGAAAUAAAAUUUGCUCCAAAAAAAUAUAUAAAAUUACAAAUCCCUUUAUAUUUAAAUAUUUAUUAUAAGGGUAAAUGUAUCGCUUAUUAUUUAACACAUAUUAACAUAAAUAGUAUAUCUUAUAAAGUUAUAAUAAAGGAUAAUUUAUUAACAUUCAAUAAAAUAGACAAAUUACAUGAAGAACAUAUUAUUAAUGAUAAUAAUAGUAUUUCUGAAAUUAAUCAUAUAAGAGAACAAUAUUUCAAACAUUUAAGUAAUAAGAAUGGUGUGAGGGGAAAAAAAAUACAAUUACAUAAUACAGGAGACAUGAAUGCUCAAUUUCAAAUAAUUUAUCCUCAAAAAUAUGAAAAAUAUUUAUUUUUAUAUCCAAAAAAAGGAAUUAUAUUCUCAUUUAAUUUAGUAAAUAUAUAUAUUUAUAUAGAUACCGAUUAUAUUAAUAAAGAUAUAUAUAUAAAUGAUGUUUAUAUACAAUUGUAUCCUAAAUUUAAUAAAAUAAAUAGUAAAUUAGCACUUAAAUUAUUUGUUGCUGUUCCCAGUAAUUCAAUCAAAUAUACUAAAAGUAGUUAUAAAAAUUUUGCAAAAUUAAAUAGCGAAAAUAAUGAUCAUGGAAAAUAUAAUAAUUAUGAUGAUGGUGAAGAUAAUAAUAAUAAUAAUAAAAAAGAACAAAUUGUAAAAGGAGAACAACAAUUGACUAAAAAAAAUAAAAAUAUCGAACAAAAAGAUAAUGUUUCGAAUGAAGAAAAAAAUAUCAAAUUAUUUGUCUUAAAAAAUGAAACUAUAAUUACAUUUAUUACAGAUAUCAGAAAAGAAAUAUGUAAAAUUAUUGAAAUAUAUAAUGAAACAUCAUCAAAUUUUAAAAUAAAAUACAAAUUUUUAUAUAAUGAACAAAACUUUUUCUCUAUAGAAAAAUGUGAAGAGAUAAUAAAACCAAAUGAUUAUGGAUCUUUUCAGAUUGUUUAUAAUCCACUUUUUAUUGAAAAAAAUAAAAAAAAUAGUAAAAAUUAUCAUAACAAUUUAUGUGAAAAAUAUGUUAAAUAUUGUUCUAAUAUUCAUCAUAUAUCUAAAUUGAUAAUAUACUAUCCAAAUGAAACAGCUAAAAAUUAUACAUUAUUAGGUUAUUCCAAUAAUGUAGUAUAUGAAAAAAAUGUUAUUUAUAAUUUUAAUUCAAAGCAUUUGAAUAAUACGUCUAUAAGAAUAAAAAAUUGGUUAAAUGAAAAUCAAAAUUUGACUAUCUCCUACCAAACUUGUGAUAAGGAGGGCAAUCCUUCGAAUAUCAAUUAUUUUUAUUUUUACAUUCUCAAUCAAAUCGAUUUGUGUAAUAAAGAAGAAAAAAAUAUUGCAUUUAAAGUUUUAUCCUUAAAAGAUGGAGUGUUUUAUGUCAUGCUAAUACUUUCCAAUAAAAAAUACGAAGAUGUAUAUAAAAUAUUACUACAGUUUGAAAUUUCCAGAAGUGAAAUUUUAUCAAUAAAAAAUAUACACAGAUCAAAGAAAGACAUAAUUAAUGAACAUAUAGUUAUUUAUAAUCCUCUUGAUGAAAAUGUAGAAAUGGAACCUUUGUUUGAUUAUAAUUAUAUAUUUGUUCAAAAGCCAAUAAUAUUGGAGAAAAGAAAAAAUAAUAUUAUAAAUAUAUAUUUUUGUAUAGUCAAGGAAGAAGAAGAGAAACAUGUUAUAAUUUCCUUUACCAACAAAAUUUUAGGAUCUUAUAGUUUUAAAUUUAUUUUAAAUAUUAAUAUGUAUGAUUUUGAAGAAAACUUUUAUUUUAAUACAGAUUUAGGAUCAAUACAAAUGAAUGAAGUUUCUUUUACGAAUGUCUGUAACGAAAAAAUAAAUUAUGAUGUUAUGAUAGAAGAUUUUGAUGAAAACAAUAAAAAUGCUAAGCAAAUAUUUCAAUGUAUUGACAAAAUAAGUGUUAAACCUAUAGACACGAGUUAUUUUUUAAAAAACGGAAUGUUAAAUAAUGUAACUGACAAAAUUAAUCUAACUAUUAAAUAUAAUCCUUCAGAUAUUAAAAUAAAUAAGGCUAUCAUAAAAUUGAUAUCUAAAGAGGGAAUCGUGUAUAAGGGGUUAAUAAUGGGAAAAAGUGUAUCACCGAAACCGAAAGGACCCAUAUUUUGUUCAUCACAAAAAACGACAUUUUUAACAUUUACAAAUCCAUUUCUUCAUAUAAAAGAAUUUUUUAUUAAGACGGAUGACUAUUUCUCUGUUUCAAUUGAAAAUAUAAAAAUUGAAGGACGAGAAACUGUUCAAAUACCUAUAAAAUGCCAAACAACCAAUGCAACAUCAGGAAAACUUUUUAUUAAAUCCGAAGAUGAUAUUGUAUGGAUGUAUUAUUUGACAGGACAAUAA